Molecule: messenger RNA, 519 nt
Organism: Heterobilharzia americana
Lineage: Eukaryota; Metazoa; Platyhelminthes; Trematoda; Strigeidida; Schistosomatidae
Source: the annotation of a GenBank genome assembly
AUGCUGCUGGAGAUUUUUACCUUAGUUCUAGGUAUUCCUUUUAAAUUAGCUCUUGAGUGCUAUGUUUGCACUAAUGUAGAAGGGAACUGGAAUGAAUGCAUUAGAACAGUUCAAACCUGCGAUCCUUCACAAGAUACCUGCCAGUCGAUUGUGCAGUAUCGAACUCCACCUUUCUGGACAGUGCUAGCUGAGAGAAGAGCAUUUGUUACAAAGGGCUGUACAACAACAUCAGGUUGUGAAAUGACAUCAUCAGUCACAUCACAGCAUUGUUCCAGAUCAAAAACGAGAGACUGGAUAUGUUCUUAUUGCUGCAAUACCGAUAGGUGCAAUUACUACGUGCCUGGAACUGCCUCACGACCAUCUACUGUUCAUGGUUGUUUAAUACUGUCCACUACCUUCCUAUGGAACAUAAACAAUUCUUGUGAUGAUAAAUUCUCUGGAGAUUAUUUGAAUGAAAGCCAGAAGUUGAUUUCGACAAAUUAUGACCAACUGUGUAAUUCGAACAUCAUCUACUGCUAA